AUGUCAGACACUUCAAUUGAUGCAGUACACCCUCGUUUUGCAAAGAAUACAAUGUUUUACAAUAAGGGUUUCAGAAUAGCCCUAGUGCAGAUGACAGUGGGUAUGGAUAAAAGUAAGAAUGUAGCACAGGCUGUCAAAGAGAUACAUAAGGCCAAAGAAGGAGGGGCACAUAUUGUUGCACUGCCUGAGUGUUUCAAUUCUCCCUAUGGAACAAAAUAUUUUAAUGAAUAUGCAGAAGAAGUACCUUGCGGCGAAACUAGUCUUGCCUUAUCAAAAGCAGCCGCUGAGGCCCAAGUAUUUGUAGUGGGUGGUACAGUACCAGAAAGGUUUGGCAACAAACUCUACAAUACUUGUACAGUGUGGGACAACAAGGGGACAUUGAUAGCACAACAUCGAAAAGUGCAUUUAUUUGAUAUAGAUAUUCCCAACAAGAUCACAUUUAAGGAGUCAGAAGUUUUGAGUCCGGGUGAUAAACUAACAGUGUUUGAAUUUAAUGGUGCCAAGAUUGGUCUCGGUAUAUGCUAUGAUCUUCGUUUUGCUGAGAUGGCACAUAUCAUGGCAAAAGAGGGCUGUGGUCUCUUAAUAUACCCGGGUGCAUUUAAUAUGACAACUGGGCCUAAGCACUGGGAGUUGUUGGGCAGGGGCCGAGCUACAGACCAACAGCUAUGGGUGGCGCUAGUGAGCCCCGCGAGGGACACUACGGCUGGGUACGUCGCGUGGGGUCACUCCACUCUGGUUGACCCGUGGGGCGAAGUCGUCGCUAAGCUUGACGAAAAGCCGGGGACGCUUAUAUAUGAUAUUGAUCUGUCAAUAGUGGAAGAAGUAAGAAGUUCUAUUCCAAUAAGACUUCAAAGGAGAACCGAUAUCUAUGACACUGUUAGAAAAAAUUAA
Molecule: messenger RNA, 891 nt
Organism: Leptosia nina
Lineage: Eukaryota; Metazoa; Arthropoda; Insecta; Lepidoptera; Pieridae
Source: the annotation of a GenBank genome assembly